AUGGCGAGCACUAAGACGAUGCUGCAGCUGCAGGAGAGGGUCCGGCUCCCCCGCACGGCGUGGAAGCUGGCUGACCUCGCCGUUCUCUUCCUGCUCCUGGCCCUCCUCGCUCGCCGUGCGUCCUCGCUGGUGGCGGCGGGCUGCGCGGCGCCGGCGUGCACGUGGUGCUGGGUCGCCGCGCUCAUCUGCGAGGCGUGGUUCACGGUGGUGUGGCUCAUCAACAUAAACGCCAAGUGGAACCCGGUCCGCUUCGACACGCACCCUGAACGCCUAGCCCAACGGACGAGCGACGACGAGCUGCCGGCGGUGGACAUGUUCGUGACGACGGCGGACCCGAAGCUGGAGCCGCCGCUGGUGACGAUGAACACGGUGCUGUCGCUGCUGGCGCUGGACUACCCAGCGGGCAAGCUGACGUGCUACGUCUCCGACGACGGAUGCUCGGCGGUGACCUGCUACGGGCUGCGCGAGGCCGCCGAGUUCGCCAAGCUCUGGGUGCCCUUCUGCAAGAAGUACGGUGUCGGGGUCCGUGCCCCCUUCGUGUACUUCUCCUCCGGCGCUGCGGGAGCCGCCGCCGACGCCGAGUUCUUGCGCGCUUGGACACUCAUGAAGAACGAGUACGAGGAGUUGGUCCGCCGGAUCGAGAACGCCGAAGAGGACUCUCUAGUCCGGCGCGGCGACGGCGAGUUCACCGAAUUCGUGGGUGCUGACCGCAGGAACCACCCGACCAUAAUCAAGGUGCUCCGGGACAGCAGCAGCAAGAGCAAGAGCAAUCAGGCUGCAGACGAUGGAAUCCCCAGCCUCAUAUACGUCUCGAGGGAGAAGAGCCCCACACAGCACCACCACUUCAAGGCCGGCGCCAUGAACGUCCUGACGAGGGUGUCCGGCGUGGUGACCAACUCUCCCAUCAUGCUAAACGUGGACUGCGACAUGUUUGCCAACAACCCGCAGGUCGCCCUCCACGCCAUGUGCCUCCUCCUGGGCUUCGACGACGACGUCCACAGCGGCUUCGUUCAGGCGCCGCAGAAGUUCUAUGGCGCCCUCAACGACGAUCCUUUUGGCAACCAGAUGCAGGUUAUUUUCGAGAAAAUUGGAUACGGAGUUGCCGGACUUCAAGGCCUAUUUUACUGUGGGACGGGUUGCUUUCACCGUAGGAAAGUCAUGUACGGCGUGCCACCAGACUCCGCCACCACCACCAGCACGAAAGAUUCACCAUCUUACAAGGAGCUACAGAACAAGUUUGGCGGAUCGAAUGAACUGAUCGAGUCGGCGAGGAGCAUCAUUUCCGGCGACAUGUUCAAAUCGCCAACGACUGUGGUGGCAGAUCUGACGAAUCGUGUCGAAGCAGCGAAACAAGUUUCUGCCUGCAGCUUCGAGACUGGCACAAGCUGGGGUCAGGAGGUUGGCUGGGUCUACGGGUCCAUGACCGAGGACGUCCUGACGGGUCAGCGCAUCCACGCCGCCGGCUGGAGGUCGGCGAUCCUGAACCCCGACCCGCCGGCGUUCCUUGGUGGCGCGCCCACCGGCGGGCCGGCCAGCCUCUCCCAGUACAAGAGAUGGGCGACGGGCUUGCUGGAGAUACUCCUCAGCCGCCAUAACCCGGUCCUCCUCUCCGCGUUCAAGCGCCUCGAUUUCCGGCAGUGCGUCGCCUACCUAGUCAUCGACGUGUGGCCCGUCAGGGCACCCUUUGAGCUGUGCUAUGCAUUGUUAGCACCUUACUGCCUCAUUGCGAAUCGCUCCUUCUUGCCAAAGUCGUCAGAGCCGGGUUUCGUCAUCCCGCUGGCGCUGUUCCUAGCCUACAACGCGUACAACCUGGGCGAGUACAAGGACUGCCGGUUAUCGGCGCGCGCCUGGUGGAACAACCACAGGAUGCAGCGGAUCGUGUCGGCGUCCGCCUGGCUGCUCGCCUUCCUCACCGUGGUCCUCAAGACGGUCGGCCUCUCGGAGACGGUGUUCGAGGUGACGCGCAAGGAGCAGCAGAGCUCGUCCGACGGAGACGCUGGCGAUGGCGCGGACGACGCCGAUCCGGGGCGGUUCACCUUCGACUCGUCGCCGGUGUUCGUCCCGCCGACGGCGCUCGCGAUGCUGAGUAUCGUCGCCGUCGCCGUCGGAGCGUGGAGGGUGGUCGCCGGUGCGGUGCCCGCCGCCGGUGGCCCGGGCGCCGGGGAGCUCGUGUGCUGUGGAUGGCUGGUGCUCUGCUUCUGGCCGUUCGUGAGGGGGCUCGUCGGCAAGGGAAGCUACGGCAUCCCCUGGAGCGUCAGGCUCAAGGCUGCUCUGCUCGUCGCCGCGUUCGCGCACCUGUGCACACGCAACUAA
Messenger RNA from Miscanthus lutarioriparius, 2313 nucleotides. The record is from the annotation of a GenBank genome assembly. NCBI's taxonomy places the organism in Eukaryota, Viridiplantae, Streptophyta, Magnoliopsida, Poales, Poaceae.